Molecule: messenger RNA, 2261 nt
Organism: Ilex paraguariensis (yerba mate)
Lineage: Eukaryota; Viridiplantae; Streptophyta; Magnoliopsida; Aquifoliales; Aquifoliaceae
Source: the annotation of a GenBank genome assembly
CAUACCCAAUGUUUUACAGAAUCCAGAAAAUAAAUGAUGGGUUUUCCUGAUUGAUGUCGAAUUUAAUGAAUUGCAGGAAAACCCAUCAACAAAUAGUUGUUGUUGUCGUCUAGACUUGUCUCCAGAUGCAUUCUUUCCAGCUGCAGCCCUUUAGAUUACCCCUUGUCUUUGAUAACGAAAACCCUCUCAGGCGAACUUCACUAGUUGAGCCCAAACAGAAGUUAACACCGCUGACUCUUCUGCCAUCUCAAGACGUAUACACUGAUGCUGUAACUUCACUGCGCAUAUGCACCCAACGAAAAAGCCUAAAACUAGGCUAUUGCAUUCAUGCAAAAAUACUUAAGUUGGGGAUUCACGGGCAUGUUUUCGUCGGCAAUUCUCUUCUUGACAUGUAUACAAAAUGUGGGCAGAUUGAAGAUGCUGCUAAACUGUUUGAGUAUAUGCCUAACAGGACUGUUGUAUCGUGGACGUCCAUGAUGUCGGGUUAUCACUGUAACGGUCUGGUUGAUAAGGCAAUAUCUUUGUUUUUAGAGAUGCUGGAGAUUUUACAGCCUAAUGAAUACACACUGGCAGUGCUUCUACAGGCUUGCGCAACCAAGGGUUAUUCGAUAUUCGUCCAGACUAUUCACUGUUAUGCGAUUAAAUAUGGAUUCAUCGCGGACAAUUUCUUGCAAAAUUCUUUGAUAGAUGCAUAUGCGAAAUCGGGUAUGUUGGCAGCUGCGGAAAAACUGCUGGAGAAAUUAAGUUGCAGAGAUGUGGUUUCUUGGACUACAGUUAUUUCAGGAUGUGUAUAUAAUGGAAUGGUGGAGAGGGCUCUCAUACUGUUCUCCCGGAUGCAACAAGAUGGGGUCAUGCCAAAUGAGGUAACAAUUUUAAGCAUCUUACAGGCAUGCUCUGAAAUUAACAAUUGGCAAAUUUUUCGAUGGAUUCAUGGAAUAAUUAUCAAAGCAGAGUGGUAUAGGAAUGCUCUUGUGAUGAAUUCUCUAGUUGAGAUGUACUCUACCAAUGGGUAUUUUGAAGAAGGCAUAAAAGUCUAUUGCGGCUUCUGUUUUACUGGCGAAGGAGCGUAUGUUGGUCCAGAGACCAUAGCUACCCUUCUUCAAGGGUGUGCCCACUCUUGCUGCUUGAAUCUGGGGGAAGAAAUUCAUGGAUAUUUGAUCAAGCAUGGAUUUUUGCCUAGCACUGUUGUUGAAAAUUCUCUCAUUCACAUGUAUGGAGAAAAUGACCGAGUUGAUUAUGCUUAUCAAGUCUUUACAGGGAUGAGCAAUAAAGACUUAAUUUCUUGGAAUACCAUGAUUACCUGCCUCGUAAAGAAUGAAAAAUUGGCUGAAGCUUUAAGUCUUCUUCGUAUGAUCCACGCCACAGGAGCGAGAGACAAUGUCUUCCCAGAUUUCAUUACAAUGCUUAUGUCCAUUCAAGUCUGUUCAAAGUUGUCUUCUUUGCUUAUGGGUGAAAUAAUUCAUGGUUAUAUAACUAGAAUAGGAAUGCUUCAAUACAUUUUUGUCCAAAAUUCCCUGAUAGAUAUGUAUGCAAAAUCAGGGAGGAUCAAUUUUGCAGCGAAAAUUUUCGAGGAGAUGGAAGAAAGAGAUCUGGGUUCCUGGAAUUCAAUGAUUGCAGCAUAUGGAAUCAAUGGGAAUGGAUCAUCAGCUUUGCGGAUUUUUGCAGAACUGAAGAAAUCAGGGAUCUACGAACCAAAUGGUAUUACAUUUACUAACGUUCUUUGUGCCUGUGCCCAUGCAGGAUUAGUACACGAAGGUUUGGAAAUUUUUAACUGCAUGGGUAAAGUCUAUGGUGUAGAGCCAAAUAUGGAACAUUUUGCUUGCGUGGUGGAUCUCUUGGGGAGGUCGGGGAGACUUGAAGAGGCACAAAAUUUCAUAGAGACAAUGCCAGUGAUGCCAGGUCGUGAUGUGUGGGGAACGAUGUUGGGGGCUUGCACGCUCCUUGGUGAUAUUGAGGUAGCAAAAAGGGCAGCAAAGGAGCUCUCUGUUUUCGAACCAAAGAGCAAGGUGUGGAGAGUUGCGUUGUCAAAUGUUUGUGCGAGUGCUGGUAGAUGGGAAGAUGCAGCAAAGUUAAGAGCAGAAAUUAGGGUAUCAGAAGAACUUGUGGACGAAGGAGGAUGGAGCAGUGUGGAGGUGAGAGGAGAUAUGGUCAGAUUUAUGGUAGGUGAAACAAAGCAUCCGGAAAGCAAACUUAUCUACGAAGUUGUGGAAGGGAUACAUGAACAAAUUAGAGACGCCAACAUGGUAGGAGUUACAGAGUAG